Molecule: messenger RNA, 1170 nt
Organism: Myotis lucifugus (little brown bat)
Lineage: Eukaryota; Metazoa; Chordata; Mammalia; Chiroptera; Vespertilionidae
Product: membralin-like
Exons: 1
Source: RefSeq, a predicted model, not a curated record
CGCAUCCAGGAGAUGUUGCUACAGACACCACCGCUGGGCCCUGGUACCCCCACGGCGCUGCCAGAUGACCUCAACAACAAUGGGGGCGCCCCGGCUGCUGCACCUGACCCUGCCAGCCAGCCCCCCGCCCUGGACCCUGGCUCACUGGGGGCUGGUGGUGUCCCCAGGCCUGUAGCUGAAGCACCCAGCUCUCUGGUAGCUGCGGCAGCCUCAGUGGCUGCAGCGGCCAGUAGUGAUCUGGGCUGGAUGGCAGAGACAGCUGCCAUCAUCACAGACGCCUCUUUCCUGUCUGGCCUGAGCGCCUCCCUUCUGGAGCGGAGGGCAGCUAGCCCCCUGAGCCCGGGUGGGGGAUUCCCUCGGGGCCUCCAAGCCCCCCAGGACAGUGUCCCCCCAAGCGACUCCCCAACACCUGACACAGGCCCUCUGGCUGCUGGAGCAAGUGGGCCCAUCCCUGAGUCCCCAGCCCCGACAGAUGAAACCUCGGAAAUUGGCUCCUAAGUCCUGGGCAGCUGAAUGCCUCUGUCCCUGGCUGUCCAGGCCAGCUGGGUGUGACCUGGCUGGGGUCCUUGGGGAUCAGGGAGGCUGUCCCCGGUGUCUCUGGGAUUGCCCAGUUGGCCUUGUGUUGGGGUCCAUCUGGUUUGCCCAGGGGUGGGCUUCUCUCUCCCGGGUGUGGGGCCUGCCCACAGCCUGUCCCUGCCACAUUUGUGGUGGGUCCCCUCAGCCAGCAAAUCAAGGCAGGCUGAUGAGCUAGGGCAGAAAAAAGGGAUGGGGUCUCCAUAGAAGGCUCUGGAAGGGGUUGGUGUAAGGUCUGGAGCAAGCUGUAUCUAGGGGGAGAGCCCAGCAAGUCUCUGAGCCAGGUGAACACUGGUGGGGGCCUCCCUCACUGUCCUGGCCACUCAGCGGGUGCUCUGUUGUGCGCAGUGCCUUUUCCACAGCCCCUGCCCCCAUAUAUGCGUGCCAGGGCUGGGGUAUUGGCACAGGGACACAGUGUGUGGGCGCCAACUGUCAAAAACAGCAACCGGGCGCUAGGGUCCAGCCUUGCUCCUGCUGGAGAGAGCCAACGGCCCAACUAUGUCACUCGGUGAGGACUGCAGAGUGCUCAUUCCAUUCUAUUUAAUUGCAGUGUACAAAAUUGUGUUUGUAUAUAGAAUAAACUGUCUGUUGACAGCA